This is a messenger RNA of Thalassophryne amazonica, 1364 nucleotides long. Its product is annotated as tudor domain-containing protein 7-like. Lineage: Eukaryota; Metazoa; Chordata; Actinopteri; Batrachoidiformes; Batrachoididae. The coding region runs from base 344 to 1126 and encodes 260 amino acids. The transcript has 5 exons. The record is from RefSeq and is a predicted model, not a curated record.
CCCUCUCGUGCCUGAAGCCCGCACUUCAGGCAGGGCGCCCUCUGGUGAUGGGCCAGCAGUACCUCCUCUUCAGCGGCCCACACAACAAAAUUAAAGUGAUAUUCCACCAAGUAACUGCAGAUUUACUCAAGCUUGACUUUAUCCAUCAGUGGAGCAUAAAGGCCACGUUCUAUUUGUGACGUGACGCAGAUGAUAAUUUUCACUUUCUCCAUCUCCAACUUUCACUUUGUCAGUUUACAAUUUCAAUUUCUUCCCCCCCUUCAUUUAUAUAGCCGCAAAUCACAACAAAGUUGCCUCAAGGUGCUUCACACAACCCCUAGAGCAAGGAAAGGAAAAAAAGGAAAUGAUGAAUAAAAGUUUCAGCUUGUUUGUUUGUUUGCUUGUUUUUAUCUCUGAAUUUGUUUUUCCACAGAUGGAAGAUCUUGAACUGUUUCAGAAGACUCUCCGAGCCAUCCUCCACAUGAACAAGGGCCGACUGUCACUGACCCGACUCAAGUCAGAGUACAAGCUGCUGACUGGAGAAAACAUUGCCUUCAGACAAAUGGGACACAGAACUCUGAUGUCACUGAUCCUCAGCAUGCCCUCCAUCAUCCACAUGCAGCAGAAUCGAUUUGGAGAGAUGAUGUGCUUUUCUUCCACCGAGCCCCAGACAGCCAAGGUGACAAGCCCUCAGCAGGUCUCCAAGGAGAUAAACCAACAACACCAGAUCCAGGUCCACAGUGAUGUGAGGGUCAGACCAGCUGCACCGCGAGUAUUCAAAGACAAACCUCAGACUCCACGCAGGCCGUCCAAUCCCAGUGGACAGAAUGUCGGCAUCAUCAUGACGAGGGACAUCAGGAUGGUCCCGUCAGAACGCAGGUCCUCACGCCCACCUUCAGCACAGCCUCCUUCCUCCCCUGCAGCUCUCAGCCCAGAGCUGAAGUUGAAGCUGAAGGAGCUACUGAAGACGUUCCCUCAUGGACUGUGGGCCAAGGCGCUGCCGAAGGUUUUCCAGGACAAAUACAAAACAAAACUACCUGAAUACGUCCUGGAAAACCUGGAUCUCCUGAAAGACGUCUCUGAUAUCAUCUCUUCACUGCCUGAUGACCCCAAGAAGGUCAUCCUCUACAGCAAGAUCCCUCCCUGAAGGACGGCGAUAACAGGAGGAAAUUUUGAAAGACAUUUUUUUACAUAAUAAUAAUAAUAAUAAUAAUAAUAAUGUGUAGUGUAGAUUGGAGGGUGUUUCCUGGCCUUCCCCAGCCACUAAUAAAAAAGCCAAGAAAAACCCUGCCAUAUCACUUUAUUCUUUCUUCAGGAUCAUCACUUUUUUACUCUUUGAUGUUAAACUUACUGUUAUAUGGCUGGGGGGGCCUGGCUGCCUUUUU